This is a messenger RNA of Vollenhovia emeryi, 2965 nucleotides long. RefSeq names its product odorant receptor 43a-like. The transcript is spliced from 7 exons. NCBI's taxonomy places the organism in Eukaryota, Metazoa, Arthropoda, Insecta, Hymenoptera, Formicidae. Gene Ontology annotation, cellular component: plasma membrane. Gene Ontology annotation, molecular function: odorant binding; olfactory receptor activity. The record is from RefSeq and is a predicted model, not a curated record. Gene Ontology annotation, biological process: detection of chemical stimulus involved in sensory perception of smell; sensory perception of smell. The coding region runs from base 1453 to 2676 and encodes 407 amino acids.
AGGCUUAGGGUUUAAAUCCCUAUUGUAGACUGGGACAAAGACUUAGAAUUCUUGAAAUAGGACUCUUCAGAAUUGUAAUUAGUGCAGCUCUGCUUUAUUAAUUAUGUUCGGAUACUUUCACACUCUGCACGAAGUAAAAAUAGAUUUUUUAAUAAUAAAAUAACCUAUUGUUAUAAAACAGCUGUUUAUUGAAAAAUAUUAUAUACAACGUACUGCAUUGAAUGUACAAUUAUUGUAAUAAAAGGACUGAUAAUGAAAGUUUUUUUGAUGUCCAAACUUCUCUCCGGAUAGUCACAAAGACAAACUUAGAAGCAAUUGUGCAUUUAUAAAAAUCUUGUUUUGCACGUAUGCACAUAGACUUACGCCAUUUUUUUGCUUAGAAAAUAAACAUCACACCCAGACAGCACACGUGUCUAAAAGACAUGUCGUAAAGAUAUCUUUAAGACAUCUUUUAGACGUAGACGUCUUUUAGACGUGUAUGCUGUCUGGGUAAUUUAUUUAAAUUUUCUUACAAAUAAAGUAUCUCAAAAACUUUCAUUAGGACGAACUGAUUAACUCAUGUACGUGUCUUAUUCGCGGAUGUAGCACAAAGCCAGAUGUCUAAUUAAAGAUAUCGUUGUUCCUGUCAUAUACGCAUACACGUAUAUACAUACGUGUACUUUAGACAUUUUGCAUAUUGUUCAGAUUGAAUUUCUCUUUCAAUCUUUGUUCAAAUUAAAUUUCAAUGGUUAAGUUAUUUUUAAAUAGCCAGUAACUCGAAGAAUAAUUUUACACGUACAAUAUAUCGCACAGUCCUCUAUCUAAUAGUAAAAUAUACACUUAGCAAAUUCUAAUAAACUUACUGUUUUAUUAAAAUUUACUAAAAAUUACAUCGAAAUUUUAAAAAAGAAACACGAAAUUUGCACGUUGAUUCUAUUUCACUGUGAUACGUCAACUGCACGUUUCACUGAGGAACGCUGUUCAUAAACUAAAAUGCCUGUCUCAUUCGGUUCCCGCAAAACCCCCAUACUUUACCUCGCCAUCCGUUGUCUUUUUCACGUUGCUAUAACAAUGCAUCAUUAUCGAUGCACCGUCCGUGAAACUUUGUAGCGACGCGGCAAGUUGAUGUUCAUUUUUUGCGUUAUUACACAGUUGCCUUAACAGUUAGGUUCCGUAAAAUCCAAACUGAAAAAGAGCGACAUCAGAGAGACGAAGUGAAUUAAUAAUGAAAGACGGUAAAAAAUAUGAGUAACAUUUCAUGAAUAAAAAAUAUGAAGACCAUAGGAAUUAUUUCAUUCCUUUAAGAAUUUAUAAAUUUGCGGCCGGGCUGCACGAUAUAUGGCGGACACGUUGUAGCACGAUAUUUAUGAGAUUCUAUAUUUCGCAUUUUAGCACAUCACUUACAGAAGUUUCGCUAUGCGUUACUAGUCUUUCUGAAAAGGUCAGUUGAUUAAAGAAGGGAAAAAGACAUACAUGUCCAGUUUUAACGCAGUAUCGGACAUGGACAACUCCAAGUAUUACGAACAUGCAGAUUUAGAAUGGGCCAUCGGAAUAAAUCGCUUUACCCUGCAAAUGAUCGGCUUAUGGCCUGACGAGACAUUAAGCAGUCGACAGAAGUUCUUGGCGAAUCUACGGGCUUUCGUUAUUUUCACUACGUUGGUUACUGUGUCAAUCAUACCCUCGCUAUUUUCGCUUAUCAGAGUCUGGAGCGACAUGAUAGCGAUGAUAGACAACUUGCAAAUCACGCUACCUAUCACAGCUACCGCCAUGAAAAUCAUCAUUAUGUGGCUUCGAAAAGAAGAUCUCACAUCGGUCGUGAGCAUGGUCGUGGCAGACUGGGUCAGAACGAAGACGGAGGACGAGCGCGAUACCAUGAUAAAGCAGGCAAGGUUUGCGAGAAGAAUCGUCGUGUUCGGAUGCAUCAUGAUGGUCCUGGCGAUAAUCAUUAUCGUCAUCCCGCCGUGCUUCGGCUACUCCAUGAGAUAUUUGACGAACGUCACGGACCCGGGGCAGCCGUUGUUGCUGCAAACGUACUACUUUCGAGACAUGACGCAGAGCCCGUACUUCGAAAUCGCGUUCGUCGCGCAGACCGCAGCCGUCAUAAUGGCGGCGUUCUCUUACACGGGGAUCGACAACUUUCUGGGCCUGGUUGUAUUUCACAUAUGCGCCCAGAUGGAAAUUCUUAGGACGCGAUUUACCAAUCUACAUGAAUAUAAAGACUUCAAUCUCGGGCUGUCGACGAAUGUUCAGAAUCACAUGCGUCUUAUCAGAUCCAUCGAUAUCAUCGAAAGUACCUUCAACUUGAUGCUCCUGGCGUUGUUAGUGUAUUUCUCGAUAAUAUUUUGCCUCCAAGGCUUUCUAAUAAUUAGUAUAAUUGAUGACGGUGGCAACGUCUCCUUCCCGCGAAUAUGUUGGCUCGUCUCGGAACUCAUUAUUACGUUCGUUCAUAUGUUGCUCUACUGCGUGGUCGGUGAAAUUCUCAUCGCAAAAUGUGAAGGUAUAUAUCAUGCGGUGUACAACUACGCGUGGUAUUCGCUGAAACCAAACGAAGCCAGAAAUCUGACGAUGAUAAUGAUCCGUGCCGACAGACCUCUUUAUAUCACCGCGGGAAAAAUAUUUCCAAUGACACUGUCCAUGUUUUGUAGCCUGAUCAAAACGUCAGCCGGAUACAUAUCGGUAUUGCUAGCCAAUCGAUGAUAUUUAGACACUGGAUAAAUUGAUCGGGACAACUUUCGAUGGAAUCUGAUUUUUCGCGAUGCAAAAUGGUACCGUGUUGAGCAACGUUCAAUCGAUGCGCCAAAUGGACCUCGUUUUUCCACGUAAACGAAGUCAAUUCGUUGAUUUGAACGAGAGGAACUUUCAUGUGUAUAAUCAACCACAAUAAACGAUCGUACUCGCAUUAAGAAUGUAAUCUUUAUCAUUAAUGCUCUAUGUACUAUCUCGUCGUUUAUUUCGGGAGAUAAUACCUAAAAAUAUUCAUUUAAAU